Molecule: messenger RNA, 966 nt
Organism: Durusdinium trenchii
Lineage: Eukaryota; Dinophyceae; Suessiales; Symbiodiniaceae
Source: the annotation of a GenBank genome assembly
AUGACCAAGUUCUUCGAUGCUUGCAGGGUUCAUCUGAAGGAUGCUGCGACUCAUAUGGAGAAGGGGAGGGCCUUGUAUGCUGAGGCAGAGGAGCUUCCGGGCUUCGACCACUGCGGGCGCUGCUUCGCACUGGCGCUGGAUGAACUCAACAAGCUCCACGCACUUCGUGGGCCAAUUCCUGGUCCCAUGCCGUUGCCUCUCAGGGAGACCUUCCAGGAGUUCUCCUCGGAGCACCACCGGCUGAGCUGUGGGGCCUUGUUGAAUCUGGCGCAGUGCAACUUGAAGGCGGCACGCUACCGGGCAGCCUUGGAGAAUGCAGAGGAGGCCUUGAGCUUGGAGAAGAGUGCCAAGGCCUACUACCGGAAGGCCUUAGCCCUAGAGGGCCUGGGCUUGGACGUUCAGGCGCUGCCGAUGUGGCAGAAGGCCUUGCGCGAGGCGCCGAAGGAUCCCAUGAUCCGGCAGAAGCUAACGAAAGCCAUCGAGAAAGUGAAGGAGCAGCGCUGCUGGGAGGCCAGGGCCUUCCGUGGGGCGCUGGGCUCUGAGACCCGGUCGGAGGCGGCACGUGCCCAGCGUGCGGAACGGUUGCAGCAAAUCGUCCGCCGGGCGUGCGAGUAUGUGAACGUCGGUGAUGUGCGAAGAGGAGAGCUUUUGAGCCUGUGCACGACGCUGGUUUCAACCGGGGAGCUGGACACGCAUGAAGUGGAGGCGCUGAACGCCCUCUUCGCUCAGUCGAUCACCUGCACUCAGCCUGGACUGCCGGACUUGGAGCUUUCGAAGGACGAGGUGACCUUCUUGGACUCCCUGAACCUCACCUUGCCCGGGCACUCGCAGGGCCCGCGGGGCCCGCAGCCCCGCGCGCGGGUGGCCGAGCUGCUGCAGCGCUUGCGGCAGGGGCUUCCGCUGGGCGCUGAGGAGGAGCACUUCCUCCGCGAGGAGCAGCAGCGCCUGGAAGCUGCCCUUGGCUAA